UUUUGCCCAGGGAUAUGUCAUUGGGGAGAUCCCCUGUGUUGGGGGUGCACCCUGUGCCCCGACCCCUCUGGCUGUCCCACCUCAGCCUGCUGUGCGUAUGUGUGUCUCUCUUUGUCCAGGCUCCCCAGGGUUUGCCUGUGGUAGGUUAUAACACUGACUCCAAGAGGGAAAUCACACUGGACGGAGAUUUGAUGAUUGGUGGCCUGUUCCCUGUGCACCAGAAAGGUGAGGGGGCAGAGGACUGUGGGAAGAUCAAUGCUCAGAGAGGGAUCCAGAGACUGGAGGCCAUGCUGCUGGCUCUAGAUGAAAUCAACAAGGAUGAGCGCAUCCUGCCUGGGAUCAGACUGGGAGCUCAUAUUUUGGACACAUGCUCGAAGGACACCUACGCUCUAGAGCAAUCUCUGGAGUUUGUCCGGGCCUCCCUCACCAAAGUGGAUGACAGUGAGUACACAUGCCCUGAUGGCUCCUACGCCAUCCAUGACGACGUCCCUCUGGCCAUCUCUGGAGUAAUAGGAGGCUCCUACAGUGAUGUCUCCAUUCAGGUGGCCAACCUGCUGCGACUCUUCCAGAUUCCUCAGAUCAGUUAUGCUUCCACCAGUGCCAAGCUCAGUGACAAGACCCGCUAUGACUACUUUGCUCGUACCGUGCCCCCUGACUUCUACCAGGCCAAAGCUAUGGCUGAAAUCCUGCGCUACUUCAACUGGACGUACGUAUCAACAGUGGCAUCAGAAGGUGACUAUGGUGAGACUGGCAUUGAUGCCUUCCAGCAGGAGGCUCGUGCCCGCCAGAUCUGCAUCGCUACUUCAGCCAAAGUAAGCCGCUCCAUGAGCCGCUGGAGUUAUGAGAAUGUGAUCCGCUCCCUGCAGCAGAAGUCCAAUGCCAAGGUGGUCAUCCUAUUCACACGCAGUGAAGAUGCCCGUGAGCUGCUGGUGGCAGCCAACCGUAUGAACGUCACCUUCACCUGGGUGGCCAGUGAUGGGUGGGGAGCACAGGAGAGUGUGGUGAGAGGCAGUGAAGCUGUCGCAGAUGGGGCAUUCACCAUUGAACUGGCUUCCUAUCCAAUCCCCCAGUUUAAUGAUUACUUCACUGCCCUGCACCCGUACAACAACACCAGGAAUCCCUGGUUCAGAGAAUUUUGGGAAAACCAGUUCCAGUGCAGCCUCCAUGAUCUGGGCUGUGGGAAGCACUCACUGCGUGAGGUUCCGUUUCAACCAGAAUCCAAGAUCAUGUUUGUAGUGAAUGCUGUUUAUGCAAUGGCUGCUGCCUUACAUAAUAUGAGGCAGGCCUUAUGCCCCAACUCCACCAAGGUCUGCGAUGCUCUUAAACCUGGUAAUGGCAGAAAGUUCUACAGGGACUACAUUCUCAAGGUCAAGUUUGAUGCACCAUUUCGUCCACCAGACACAGAGAAUGUAGUCCGUUUUGACGCCUUUGGAGACAGCCUCGGCCGUUACAACAUUUUCCACUACCACAAAGAAGGUGGACACUAUGUCUAUCGCAAGGUUGGCUACUGGGCUCAGAGCCUAACCCUGAACACCAGCUUGAUCCCCUGGGCUGGCCAGGCUGCGCCCACCUCCCAGUGUAGUGACCCCUGCAGGAAGAAUGAGGUGAAGAGUAUGCAGCCUGGAGAUGUGUGCUGCUGGAUCUGUAUCCCCUGUCAGCCCUACCAGUACUUGCAGGAUGAGUUCACAUGUGCUGACUGCAGCUUUGGACAGUGGCCUCUGGCUAACCUGACAGGUUGUUACGACUUGCCUGAAGAGUACAUCCGCUGGGAAGAUGCUUGGGCCAUUGGACCCGUCACCAUUUCCUGUCUAGGGAUGAUGUGCACGCUCUUCGUCAUUGGCCUCUUCCUCAAACACAAUGAGACACCCGUGGUGAAGGCCAGCGGACGUGAGCUCUCCUACAUUCUUCUGCUGGGAGUGCUGAUGUGUUAUAGCAUGACAUUCAUCUACAUCGCCAAACCUUCCACAGCAGUUUGCACACUGCGCCGGCUAGGUUUAGGCACCUCCUUUGCUGUGUGCUACUCAGCCCUCCUAACCAAGACAAAUCGCAUCGCUCGGAUCUUCAGUGGGGUGAAGGACGGUGCCCAGCGGCCUCGAUUUAUCAGCCCAGCCUCGCAGGUUGCCAUCUGUGGUGCUCUGAUCUCCUGCCAGCUGGUGGUGGUGGUGGUCUGGUUGCUGGUGGAAGCCCCAGGGGUGAGAAAGGAAGUAGGUCCGGAAAGGAGAGAUGUGGUCACUCUCAAAUGUAACAGCAAGGACUCCAGCAUGCUCAUGUCUCUCACCUACAACUGCAUCCUUAUUAUCCUCUGCACGGUCUACGCCUUCAAGACCCGCAAAUGCCCUGAGAACUUCAACGAGGCCAAGUUCAUUGGGUUCACCAUGUACACUACCUGCAUCAUCUGGCUGGCUUUCCAGCCCAUUUUCUAUGUUACUGCCAGUGACUACAGGGUGCAAACCACCACCAUGUGUAUCUCUGUCAGUCUGAGUGGGUCGGUGGUGCUGGGCUGCCUCUUUUCUCCCAAGGUCCACAUCAUCCUGUUCCAGCCACAGAAGAAUGUCAGCACCCUGCGGGUGGCCACCACUCGCUUCAGUGUCACCACUGGUCCAGGCUCCAGUUUCUCUCAAGCAUCAGCCUCCAAUGUUGUUCCUACAGUGUGUAAUGGACGAGAGGUGGUGGACUCCACAACGUCCUCUUUGUGAAGAUCAGCUGAGUUCCUCUGCCAAGCAUUGUAAACAGAGUUAUAUAAUCACUAGUCCUGAAUCAGGUGUCUCAGAUAUUAAAGAGGACGAUCGUCCUGACUUUGUUGUCCUCAGAGUGCUGUGAGUACAAUGUCCCAAUUAUUUAAUUUUGUUCU
Thunnus maccoyii (southern bluefin tuna) is the source of this 2851-nucleotide messenger RNA. RefSeq names its product glutamate receptor, metabotropic 2a (gene grm2a). Bases 15 to 2696 code for a protein of 893 amino acids. Gene Ontology annotation, biological process: G protein-coupled glutamate receptor signaling pathway; regulation of synaptic transmission, glutamatergic. The transcript has 5 exons. NCBI's taxonomy places the organism in Eukaryota, Metazoa, Chordata, Actinopteri, Scombriformes, Scombridae. Gene Ontology annotation, molecular function: group II metabotropic glutamate receptor activity. The record is from RefSeq and is a predicted model, not a curated record. Gene Ontology annotation, cellular component: membrane.